AUGGCGGCGCCCAGCGCGGCGCUGAGGCAGCGGCGGGCGGCGGCGGCGGGCGACAGCGGCGCCCCCGAGACUCCGGGGCGGGCGGCGGGCCCGGAGUCGGCGGGCGGCGGGGUCGGGCCGGCGCUGUCGCCGGGUACCUUCUGGCUCACCCGCAUCGUGCUGCUGCGCGCCGUCGCGCUGCUGUACCUUGUGGCCUUCCUGGUGGCGUACCAUCAAAACAAGCAGCUGAUAGGAGAGAAAGGCCUGCUCCCAUGUAAGCUAUACCUGCAGAAUGUCAAAAAGUAUUUCAAAGGGAAGAUAAACCUAGAUGCCCUCAGCUAUGCCCCGACAAUCAUCUGGUUUCUGGACUGGUCAGAUAUGGACAGCAUCUUGGACUGCAUCUCCAUGCUUGGUCUGGUGAUUUCAGCCUUUAUAUUGAUAACUGGAUGUGCAAACAUGGUCCUCAUGGCUGUCCUGUGGAUCCUCUACCUCUCAUUGGUCAAUGUUGGACAGAUCUGGUAUUCCUUUGGAUGGGAGUCACAGCUUCUGGAGACUGGGUUCCUGGGGAUGUUCCUCUGCCCACUCUGGACCCUGUCCCGGCUGCCCCGUUCCACACCUCCAUCCAGCAUCGUCAUCUGGGGCUUCCGCUGGCUGAUCUUCAGGAUCAUGCUGGGAGCGGGAUUGAUUAAAAUUCGAGGGGAUCACUGCUGGAGAGACUUAACUUGCAUGAAUUAUCACUAUGAGACCCAGCCAGUGCCCAACCCCAUCGCCUACUUCAUGCACCGCUCACCAGGCUGGUUUCAUCAGUUUGAGACCCUCUUCAACCACUUCAUCGAGCUGGUGGUGCCCUUUUUCAUCUUCAUGGGACGAAGGAUGUGCGUGGUGCACGGCGUUCUGCAGAUCCUUUUCCAGGUGCUGCUGAUCAUCAGUGGGAACCUGAGCUUCCUCAACUGGCUGACCAUCGUGCCCAGCAUCGCCUGCUUUGAUGACCGCAGCCUGGCCUUCCUGUUCAGCUCUGGGCGUGGGGGGGUGAAGGAGUGUGUGCUGCAGCUGCAGGGCAGCAGUGAGAAACCCCCCGUCGGGCUAGGAUGCCACAUCCGCAGGGUGGUGAACAUCUCCUUUGGGCUCCUGAUCGCCUACCUCAGCGUGCCUGUCGUCAUCAACCUGCUCAGCUCCAGACAGGUUAUGAAUACGUCCUUCAACCCCCUCAGGAUAGUCAACACCUACGGAGCUUUUGGAAGCAUCACCAAGGAGAGAACCGAAGUCAUCCUCCAGGGAACAUCCAGCCCAGACCCCAAUGACCCCGCUGCUGUCUGGCAGGAGUUUGAUUUCAAGUGCAAGCCUGGGGACCUGUGGAGACGGCCGUGCUUCAUCUCACCCUACCAUUACCGCCUGGACUGGCUGAUGUGGUUUGCGGCCUUCCAGACAUAUGAGCAGAACGAGUGGAUCAUCCACCUGGCUGGGAAGCUGCUGGCUCAGGAGGAGGAGGCCCUGUCUCUGAUAGCAACAAACCCAUUUGCGGACAGGGAUCCCCCACGGUGGAUCCGAGGGGAACAUUUCAAGUACAAAUUCAGCCAGCCUGGAGGAACGCAUGCUGCACAGGGCAAAUGGUGGAUUCGGAAGAGGAUCGGCCCCUACUUCCCCCCUGUCAACCUCCAGGGGCUGAGGAAGUUUUAUGAAGACAGAAAUUGGCCGUACCCAGAGCGGGACUGAUGGAGGGAAGUGAGACAGGUCCAGAGUGACCAGCUGGGAGAGCCGUCAGCUCCCUUAUAAAUCACACUUCUUCCCUA
Lagopus leucura (white-tailed ptarmigan) is the source of this 1769-nucleotide messenger RNA. RefSeq names its product lipase maturation factor 1 (gene LMF1). Gene Ontology annotation, cellular component: endoplasmic reticulum membrane. The record is from RefSeq and is a predicted model, not a curated record. Gene Ontology annotation, biological process: protein maturation. The transcript has 11 exons. Lineage: Eukaryota; Metazoa; Chordata; Aves; Galliformes; Phasianidae. The coding region runs from base 1 to 1692 and encodes 563 amino acids.